UAAUUGUAAUGGCAAUUUAAAGGAAGAAGCAAUAAUCUAAACUACCGGUUUCUGUAUUCUGCGCCUUUCAGUCACAGUUUGAGAUUUUCAAGGUAUUCAGCCGUCUCAGGUAUUGAGCGUGAGUGAUUGGUGGGGAGGGCUCCCUCUCUCCUCCUCCUCUCUCUCCUCCUCCUCCAGAGGAUGCAGGACGCCGACGGUGGUCCUGUGCAUCGACUCCACGGCGCAGGCACAGGACUGGGCGCGACAGUCGAGCUCCGGUCGCUUUUGUGUCUCUUUCCGGCCGUUUCCUCCUUCAAGCCGAUCCUUCACUCGGACUCCAGGACUCGGGACAGGAUGACCGAACUCGGAUUUGCAUACGUGGGAUGAAUUCAAUUAUGGUUCGCUUCAAAUCCAGAAUUUCAAGGAGCUGCAGCUGAGAUUUCAUUCAGACCCCCUGACAGGACCCUGUGAGCGUGAUGGAUACAAAUGAGCUCGCUCCGCUGAAACUUUGUAUCGUUGGGAUUUUAGUCAGCACCUGGGUGAUGAGGGGGUUGUCAGCCACUGACAGUUUAAACAUAGAGCCCACUCCCCCCCGACCGAGGAAAACCUGCAAUGAGUCCCAUCUGCAGUGGGAGGUGGAGGACUGUGGAGAGGACUUCAAGCAGCGAAUGGCUCACAUCGACCGACAGAACUAUUGUAACCUCACGUACUUCAUCAGCGAGUACCACUUCUUCACCCUCUGCACUGAGAUGAAGUCCCAGAUCUUCAACUGCUACUGGCCCAACCCCCUGGUGGAGAGAUACAUCAUCCACAUACACAAGCACUUCUUCUCCAACUGCACCAUCGACGAGGUCGUGUGGCGGGACCCGCCCGACAACACGCUCAUCCUGCUCAUCCUGGUGCCCGUGUUCCUCACGCUGGCCAUGAUCGCCGUGGUGGUGUGGUGCAGCAAGAGGGGCGACAUCCUGGCCUGAAGGGAGGGAGGAGCGGGGCCCGAGCUGCUCCUGUUAGCACAGACCUGAUCGCAGCCCAGCGACGCUGCUCAGGCUGCCAGGCCAGAUGUUUGCCACUGUUUCCAGCCUUUAUGCAAAGCUAAGGCCGUUCACCAUGAUGGAACUCUCAGACAGUAGUUAAGGUGUCUCUGUAUUAGAUCUCCUCUCGUUUUGGUUGUCGGGUCCAUGUUGCAUGUGUGAUAUUUAUUGCUGUUGUGAAGCUAGAGAUCCCCUUCAGGACGUAGGAGGUGGUUCUGUUUGACACACACACGCACACACACACACAAGGUGCAGGUGGUUUGAUGUUCUCUGACCAGCAGUGAAACAAUUUAUCCCUUCAGCUCAUGGAUUUGGACUUGGGACCUGAGCGCUGUCAGCCAAAGAGGCAAAGGAGAGAAGUGCUACAUGAAAUGAUGAGCAUUAAAAACAAACCACGUUGGGACGUUUUGUUCACGUUAGCUUUGAUCUUAUAGAUGAGUGGACGGUCGCCACUGGAAAAGACCUCAACGAAAAGCAUUUGAUAGAUUUUGAACCCUCUGUGACUAUUUGUGUUACCAAACAGCUGGGAGGCCUGAGGACGGACCUGAGCCCCCACUCGCAGUGUAACACAUCAUACCCAGAGGAACACAGAGGACUCGGAGGACGCUGAACCCUGCGACCUGAGAUCCAGACCUCUACAGUCCUACUCUGGUCGCGCUGUCUACUGUAUCUGCGCUGCCUCGCCAGUAAAAACACGCUGCUUUGAAGUAAACUGCAUGGGUUUGAUCAUUUCUCUGACCUCCAGCCUUCACCAGCAGAGGUCUGAACUCAAUCACACACACACACACACACACACACACACACACACACACACACACACACACGUUUCUGUCUUCCUCCACAGCCUUGACGUCCGUUUGUCUUUGUCUCACAUCAGCUGCAACGAUGAUUAAAUCUCUUCAAACCA
Molecule: messenger RNA, 1917 nt
Organism: Betta splendens (Siamese fighting fish)
Lineage: Eukaryota; Metazoa; Chordata; Actinopteri; Anabantiformes; Osphronemidae
Product: receptor activity-modifying protein 3-like
Exons: 4
Coding region: 456-953 (165 amino acids)
Biological process (GO): cellular response to hormone stimulus; calcium ion transport; G protein-coupled receptor signaling pathway
Cellular component (GO): signaling receptor complex; cell surface; membrane
Molecular function (GO): coreceptor activity
Source: RefSeq, a predicted model, not a curated record